This is a messenger RNA of Chaetura pelagica (chimney swift), 519 nucleotides long. It is a transcript of the gene IL6, whose product is annotated as interleukin 6. Gene Ontology annotation, biological process: T-helper 17 cell lineage commitment; positive regulation of cell population proliferation; immune response. The annotation marks the transcript as partial. The record is from RefSeq and is a predicted model, not a curated record. Gene Ontology annotation, molecular function: growth factor activity; interleukin-6 receptor binding; cytokine activity. The transcript has 4 exons. NCBI's taxonomy places the organism in Eukaryota, Metazoa, Chordata, Aves, Apodiformes, Apodidae. Gene Ontology annotation, cellular component: extracellular region.
CGGCUGCUGCACACGCGGGCCGCCCAGCUGCAGCAGGAGAUGUGCGAGAAGUUCACCGUCUGCGAGAACAGCAUGGAAAUGCUCGUCAGGAACAACCUCAACCUCCCCAAGGUGACGGAGGACGACGGGUGUCUGCUCGCCGGUUUCAAUGAGGAUAAAUGCUUGAGGAAAAUCUCCAGCGGGCUUUAUACGUUUAUGACAUACCUUGAAUACAUACAAGAAACUUUUACCAGUGAAAAGCAAAACAUUGAAUCUCUGUGCUAUAGCACAGAGCACCUGGCACGUACCGUAAGGCAGAUGGUGAUCAAUCCCGAGGACGUGACCAUCCCAGACUCAGCUACCCAGGAAUCUCUCCGUGCAAAGCUGAAGUCAGAUAAGACCUGGAUAGAGAAAAUCACCACCCACCUCAUCCUCCGAGACUUUACUUCAUUUAUGGAGAAAACUGUGAGGGCUGUUCGCUAUUUGAAAAACACCAGGAGUUUCAGUGUCUGAAUGUUUUAAUUCAGGCACAAUCCUAUG